Molecule: messenger RNA, 1086 nt
Organism: Diversispora eburnea
Lineage: Eukaryota; Fungi; Glomeromycota; Glomeromycetes; Diversisporales; Diversisporaceae
Source: the annotation of a GenBank genome assembly
AUGAUGGAACCCAAAUAUAUUUCAUUUAAUAAUUAUUUUAAAUAUAUUGAUUUACUUGGUACCCAGAAGAAAUUAAGAAGAAAGGAUGAGCUUAUUAGACCAUUAACAUUAAUUUGUGAUAAUAUUUUAAAUAUGGAUUUGUAUUUGGAUUGUCAUCCUAAUAAUGAAUUAUUAAAAUUAAAGAAACUUAUUAGUGUUCCAAAACGUCAAAAAGAAACAUUAAAAAGUCUUCGUUUAAAAUCAGUAAAUUGUUAUAGUUUCAUGAGGAAAUCAUCACGAGUUGGACAAAAUAUUUCACUUCAAGAACUUUAUAUUAAUUGUUGUGAUGGUUUGCAUAAAUCGGAUUGGUUAACCUUGGCUUCAUCAUUUACUCAUUUAAAUAGGUUUUAUUUUAUAUAUAAAGAUAAUAGAUAUUCCCGAAAUUUUAUUACAAAAAUUCUCGUAAAAACCAAUGCAAAUUUAAGAAAUAUCGAUAUAAGUUUAUAUCCCAUAACUCCAUUUGAUAUAUUUUCAACAAUUUUAAAUUAUUGUACAAAGAUUACCGAGUUAACUUUACAUAAUUCAAGUCCCGCGCAAGUAAUAGCAAUAUUUAAUAAUAAUUUUAAUGAAUUAAGAAGAUUUUCAUUUGAUUGUGUAGAAAUAAGUUCUGAUAGUUUAAGAGAAUUUUUUAAAGGGUGGAUCCGUUGUUGUAAAGGAGGAGGAGGAAAUAAAAAAUUAAGAGGAUUACGCAUCUUAAAUAAACAAAUACCACUAUUGGAACUAAUGGGUGAUUACCAUUUUAAAGUAAUUGAAAAAUAUGGAAUUCAAUUAGAUUAUUAUUUUGAUUUAUUUCCAUCAUUAUUAAUUAAUCGAAUCUGGUGUAAAGCAAUUAUAUCUUUACUUUGGGAAUUAAUUAUUGAUCAAGAAUAUUGUCCAGACCAUGAGUUGAGGAAGAAAGCAUUAUGUAUUCGAACAUAUAUUUAUAUCAUAUUCUCAAUCGAAAUUAUUAUUACUCAAAAACGGUUAGAAAAUCUAUUAAUUAUUGGUGGAACUUAUCUUGAUCGUGAUUUAUUACUCCGGGCUAACAUUAGUCAAAAAGUACACUAA